Cyclocybe aegerita is the source of this 1488-nucleotide messenger RNA. Lineage: Eukaryota; Fungi; Basidiomycota; Agaricomycetes; Agaricales; Hemipholiotaceae. The record is from the annotation of a GenBank genome assembly.
AUGAAGGCGGAGACGAUGACGACGCGGAUGAUGAAAGUGAUGGUCAUGCCCUCCCUGUGGGUCUAUCAACUUUCUAACAUUGACAAACCGGCAUGCAUGCUGAUCGAAGCCGCAGAGGAACAAGAGAGGAACAAGGGCGCCAAUUGCGCACCAAGGCUGCAACAAUGUGAGGCCCAAGGACCAUGUCAAGGGCAACUUGCGCUACUCAGAAACCUCAGAAAGCUGGUCGACCAAAUUAUAGAACGUGUGGACACCCAGAUCACUGAUCUUUACAAGUCCGAGGAUGAACAACCUGGUGGCCUUGCAGGAGAAGGCGGCGAUGUUAGGAGAUGGACGAAUGCUCAAAACCUUGAAAAGGAGCAGAUACGAGAUCACUUUGAGGAGUUGCUGGGAGGCGAUGGAUCUGGAUACAGCCAUCAGGCAUCGCCUGAAGAGGUGGCUGAAUACGCAGAAAGAUGUGCUAUCAAUGGUGUGCACAAAGAACGACAGUGCUGCGACUCCGAUAUGUUUCGACUCGAUCUCCAAGGGCAAGCUCAAAGUGCAUGGAAUCGUUCGGCAGCUGAAGUCUUCGCCCUUGACUUUAUCAAGAAAAACAAUCUGGUUUCGAGCACCCACAGGAGAGUAAUCUACUUGUUCUUCCAGCACCUCAAAUAUCUCCAAUGUAAGCUCAAACUCAAGAUGCGAGGAGAUGCUGCGGUAGCUGCAGCUGCACAGAGAAACAGGCGAGCUUUGAGGAGAGAUUCACUAUACCACCGACAGUUGAGGACUGCACAAUGGAACGAGUUCUUGAAGCACCAUGUUCGUAUUAUCAAGGCCCUGGGAGUGAACGGGAUGUCCAGUGACGAGUCAGACACUGAUGUCGAUGGGGACAUGGUGGGUUAUCGGGUACGCAUGCCUGAGUGGAGGUCGCCAUCCUUGACAAGCUGGUUGCACGCCAUUGACUCGGUGUACAUGAUGGAAAGAAGGAAGACCAGGAUCAGAGGAGCUCUCCCUCAUCUACGCAUCUAUGCUCUGGGCCCGUUCAGCACAAGCGAAAGAUUCGUGGCGGGAUUGCCAAUCAACGCAUAUUCACAGCCCUGGCUCGCCAAGACCCCCAAUGUCUCCACGACGGUGUCACCUCUAGCCUGGCCGUACGACUUUACACUGGCCAACGACAUCUUCAGGACCAGGAGUGCGGCUCAAGCACAGGUAAACAAUUUCAGCGGUGCUUGCUACAGGGGAUAUGCCUCCAUAGACGAGGCGCUGAGCGCAUGGGAUCAUGCAUUGGUCCAUGACAUCAUUGGCCCUCAGGCAGCUGAACGGUUCCGCACUAGGCAGAGUGGACAGAGCAAUCAUUUGCCCCCUGCUUCCCCCACGCACACGCGCAACAUCCCCGCCCAUCCCCAGCUGAGCAACAUCCUCCACACAACACGCAACGGAGACCUCCAACGCCAGCUGCCGCAGCAUCAUCACUGUGCCAUCCAGCUCCGAUCGCUCCGACUGUUGUAG